GGAGACGGUGCUGAUGCGUGCAUUUCUGUCCCUGACCUCUCUCACUUCGGUAGCUGCCAUGGCUCUCAUUGAUCUCAACCCCACGAUGGGCGCCGUGUUUGUUGGUCUCCUGUUGGGCGCGGUGUUUCAUGGAAUAACGACAUUGCAGACGAUCUUCUAUUAUACGACCUAUCCAAACGACAAGGUUAUACUCAAACUCCUGCCGAUAACCCGACGAAUCAUGAUCUUUCGGUACAGGUUUCUCGACUCGCUCUCGUUGGCGAUGGUUGCAUACGGCCUGUACAAAUACUUGAUCACGGAUUUCCUGGAUCCACUUGCGCUUAUGUACAUGGAAUGCCUCAAGGCCGAGCCCAUCGUCUCUGGUAUCAUAGCCUUCAUCGUUCACGAGUUUCUGAUCUACCGCAUAUGGAUGCUGAACAGGCGCUUGGUCAUCUAUGCAGUCUUUCUCGCGGCGUUCUCGCUGUUACCUCUUUCGCUGGCUUUCCGUGGGGCGGGUUCUCCAGUAACAACUUAUACAAGCCUCCAACAGUGGGUCGCGAUCACCGCGGACACCACAACAUCAGCCCUUGACCUUAUAAUCGCCUGCACGAUUUGCUUGCAACUAUUCAGGAGUCGUACUGGCUUCGCUCGCAGAGAUGCUGAAUGCUGUUCUUCCAGGACCGAUAAGAUCAUUCAGAGGCUGACCCGCAUAUUCGCAUUGACAUGUUGGAUUGACAGUACAUUUCCAGCAUCGUUGAACAGCCGACAGUCCGUGAGUAAAACUGCAACAAAUUCUAGCGACGGAUUGUCGCAUACGGCUCCUAUCGAGUUCAAAGUGGGCAGGCCAACGUUACCGACUGUUGAAUCAGGCGGGUCCUUGAUCGAUGACCAAGCAGAGGAAAUGGACUUCGCAUCUACGAAGGAUGCCGGGCCUGACGCCCGCGCAUAUGGUAUAUCUACGCAAAUCAUUCCGUAGACGUUCCGCCAAACAGGAUCAUCAUCACGACAGUAUCAUGAGGUAGCGAUCGAUAACUUGUUCUCAAGUACUAAGUGCUAG
This is a messenger RNA of Laetiporus sulphureus 93-53, 1036 nucleotides long. RefSeq lists its product as uncharacterized. The record is from RefSeq and is a predicted model, not a curated record. The transcript is spliced from 18 exons. NCBI's taxonomy places the organism in Eukaryota, Fungi, Basidiomycota, Agaricomycetes, Polyporales, Laetiporaceae. The coding region runs from base 59 to 955 and encodes 298 amino acids.